Molecule: messenger RNA, 3577 nt
Organism: Phacochoerus africanus (Common warthog)
Lineage: Eukaryota; Metazoa; Chordata; Mammalia; Artiodactyla; Suidae
Gene: OSBPL10
Product: oxysterol binding protein like 10
Exons: 12
Coding region: 1-2292 (763 amino acids)
Cellular component (GO): intracellular membrane-bounded organelle; cytosol; membrane
Molecular function (GO): cholesterol binding
Source: RefSeq, a predicted model, not a curated record
AUGGAGAGGGCAGCCCAGGGCGCAGACGGCGGCGGGGGCAGCAACAGCAGCAGCCGCAGCAGCAGUCGCGCCACCUCGGCGGGCUCCUCGCCGUCCUGCUCCCUGGCGGGCCGGGGGGUCUCCGGCCGGUCGGCAGCAGCGGGGCUCGGCGGCGGGGGCAGCCGCAGCAGCCCAGGCUCGGUGGCCGCUAGUCCGUGCGGGGGAGGCGGCCGGCGGAGGGAACCAGCGCUCGAGGGCGUGCUCAGCAAAUACACCAACCUCCUCCAGGGCUGGCAGAACAGGUACUUUGUGCUGGAUUUUGAGGCUGGCAUCCUGCAAUAUUUUGUGAAUGAGCAGAGCAAGCACCAGAAGCCUCGGGGAGCCCUGUCUCUAUCUGGUGCCAUCGUGUCCCUGAGUGACGAAGCACCCCACAUGCUGGUUGUGUACUCUGCCAAUGGGGAGAUGUACAAACUGAGAGCUGCUGAUGCAAAAGAGAAACAAUUCUGGGUGACUCAGCUUCGGGCCUGUGCCAAGUACCACAUGGAGACGAAUUCUAAGACUACUCCAAGCUCCCGGAGCCGAAGUCUCACUUUGCUCCCCUAUGGAACUCCCAAUUCUGCGUCUCCCUGUAGCCAGAGGCACCUCGGCACAGGGGCCCCCAGUGUCGUCACAAUCACGCAUCACAAGUCACCUGCCGCCGCCCGAAGAGCCAAGAGUCAGUAUUCCGGCCAACUUCAUGAAGUCAGAGAGAUGAUGAGCCAGGUGGAAGGACAACAGAAGAACCUCGUGCAUGCCAUUGAGUCUCUGCCAGGUUCUGGUCCUCUCACCUCCUUGGACCAGGACCUGCUGCUCCUGAAAGCCACCUCGGCGGCCACUCUCAGCUGCCUCGGCGAGUGCCUCAGCCUGCUCCAGCAGAGUGUGCACCAUGCAGCCCAGCCCAGCCACAGGCCGGGGGCCUCAGAAAACGUCCUGGGAUGGCAUGGGCCCAAGUCACACUCCACAGAGCAGUUGAAAAAUGGGACACUCAGCUCUUUGCCAUCAGCCAGUGCCAGCAUCACCUGGGCCAUUUUACCCAACUCAGCUGAGGACGAACAAACCUUCCCAUCAGAGCCAGAGCCAAACUCAGGCCCUGAACUGGUUUUGUCGGAAGAUGAGAAAAGUGACACGGAAGAUCAGGAGGAGACAGAGCUGGGUGUCAUGGAGGAUCAGCGCAGCGUAAUCCUUCAUCUCAUUUCUCAGCUCAAACUCGGAAUGGAUUUGACCAAGGUGGUGCUCCCCACGUUUAUCCUGGAGAAGCGGUCCCUGCUGGAGAUGUAUGCAGACUUCAUGGCACACCCGGACCUGCUGCUGGCUGUCACUGCCGGGGCUACGCCGCAGGACAGGGUCAUCUGCUUCGUGGAGUAUUACCUCACUGCCUUCCAUGAGGGCCGCAAGGGCGCUCUGGCCAAGAAGCCCUACAACCCCAUCAUCGGCGAGACGUUCCACUGCUCCUGGGAGGUCCCCAAGGACAGGGUCAAGCCCAAGAGGACUGCCCCCCACACCCCUGCUGGCCACGAGCACCCGAUGGCCGAUGACCCUUCCAAAAACUACAAACUGCGGUUUGUGGCUGAGCAGGUGUCCCAUCACCCGCCAAUCUCCUGCUUCUACUGUGAGUGCAAGGAGAAGAGACUGUGUGUCAACACUCACGUAUGGACCAAAAGCAAGUUCAUGGGCAUGUCCGUGGGGGUCUCUAUGAUAGGGGAAGGUGUGCUGCGGCUCCUGGAGCACGGGGAGGAGUAUGUGUUCACCCUGCCCAGCGCCUACGCCCGUUCCAUCCUCACCAUCCCUUGGGUGGAGCUCGGAGGAAAAGUCAGCAUCAGCUGUGCCAAGACCGGGUACUCAGCCACCGUGAUAUUCCACACGAAGCCUUUCUACGGAGGGAAAGUCCACAGGGUCACAGCAGAAGUGAAGCACAAUCCCACCAACACUAUUGUGUGCAAAGCCCAUGGGGAGUGGAAUGGGACCCUGGAAUUCACCUACAACAACGGAGAGACCAAGGUCAUUGACACGACUGCACUGCCGGUGUACCCCAAGAAGAUCCGACCCCUGGAGAAGCAGGGCCCCAUGGAGUCGAGGAACCUCUGGCGGGAGGUGACCCAAUGCCUGCGGCUGGGGGACAUUGAUGCUGCCACUGAGCAGAAGCGGCGGCUGGAGGAGAAGCAGCGUGCGGAGGAGCGGAAGCGGGAGAACGUCCGAGCACCCUGGCGGCCCAAGUACUUCAUCCAGGAGGGUGACAGCUGGGUGUACUUCAAUCCCCUUUGGAAGGCACACUGAUGGGUGGAGAUGCAGAGCUUUCAGAAGUAGCCCUGUUUUUGUAGGAAUUAAAGUGGUACAGUAUCAAGGUCCUGCCGAUAUGCUCUGAGACCUCUUGGUGUCAUUCAAGACAUGGUACCUGAGAGAGGAGUUAUGUCCUGAGAAAAAUGUACCCCCAAACUCUGUGAUAGGAUUGAACUGAUUCAAGAGCCACCAGGGGCACAUGUGUGCACGCAGGCUUGUGUGCAGGCUCUCAGCACACUGUAUAUUCACACGCAUGCACUGGGUCUGCUGGGUCUUAUCACACCUGUACAUACUGCACUUACCAGUGUUGAAGUGGGGUAAUGAUUCUGAGCUCCUUUUUAUCAAUGAGGUUCAAAGUUUUCUAUUUUUCAGUUGGCCAAAAAUGUUUUUGCACUCUCAAAAUCUUCUGUCAUCAGCUCCUGUCCAGGCAAGAGGGAAUUGGCCCAGUUGAUGUCCAUAUGGUAGAAAAUGGCUCAUUCCUGGUAGAAGGGGGCUGUCAUUUCAGAAUUAUCAUUGAUUCCCAUUCCCCUGCCAACUCCAACAUUUGUUUGUACUCCAGAAAGACAAACUGCCAUUUCCUGCUGGAUGGGGAGUAGACAGGGUUCAAGGUUAUGCCAGAGCUUUGCAGGAUGGAGCACCUAUGGAAGAGUCAGGUCUGCCUUGGAAUUUUCCUCCUGUCAUUGCCCCAGAGCCUGACCUGAAAAUUUCCCAUGUUCAAUACUCAAGUCAUCCAUUUUGCAAAAGCUGCUUCUUUCAUGGUAGAAAACAAAUCAUAUGGAGACAUCACUACUUUUAUGAUGAAAAAAGGGCUUUAGAAACAAAAUACACGCACGCAUGCAUGCACCAACACGCACAACCAUAGCUUCAAUCUUGUACUUAGUUUGGGGAAAGGAAAAAGAAUUUCCUGUGGAUUUUUUUUUUUUUUUAAAGUGCACCUCUCUUGUUUGACACAAACUCUGCAAGAAGACCACUGUGAUUAAAACAUACAUACAGCCUGCCUAAGUGUUCCACGGUUUCAGUUGAAUUUCAGUCUUCAGCCUUUACACAUGAGGUCAAGACAUGACCAGAAUAUAAAGCUAGGAGAAAAGGAAGUAUUUGAUCUUUGCUCAAUGCUUAAUUUAUUUUUUACUGUGCCAUUCUAACGAGAAUAUUUAUAAAAUCCAGUAGCAUGAAUGCUUCUCCGUAGUAAUACUAAUUUUGUGCCUUUGUCUGCUUUCUUAAGACCAAUUGUUCACACUUUGUAGAUAUUAGACAAAUAUAUUUCGAUUAAAUACUAUACUUA